Messenger RNA from Zea mays, 902 nucleotides. RefSeq lists its product as uncharacterized. The record is from RefSeq and is marked validated. Lineage: Eukaryota; Viridiplantae; Streptophyta; Magnoliopsida; Poales; Poaceae.
UAUAGGGCACCAACCAUUUCAUCCUCUCCGACUCCGACAUCGUCCGGUCCGAUACGCCACAGGAUCGACCACCAAUGCAGACUGCCGUGGCGGUGCUGUUAUCAGGCGUGGUGGCGCUGUUCGGAGUGACGAGCGCCGUGCUGGCGUUCAUAGCCGAGGCAAAGAGGCUCACAGCGGAUGAAAUCCGCGUGUCAGGUCGCGAGUGCGUGUACCCGGCCAACGCCGCUCACACGCUGGGGAUAUGCGCCAUCUUCCUGCUUGCCGCGGCCCAGAUCAUCGCCUCGGUGGCCGGUGGCUGCUGCGGCUGCUGCAGGCCACCGGGCGGCGGCGGUCCUUCUCCCAGUCCCAGCUCCACUAGGCGACGCGUCGUGGGAGUCAUCGCCUCUGUCCUCUCAUGGGUAGCGGCGGCGAUUGCUGUGGUCUACGACUGGGUGGGCGCGGCGCUGAACGCGCCCGUGACGCGCGAAGCCAGGCUCGCGGGCUCCGACGAGGAGUGCUACCUACUCAGGGGCGGCAUCUUCGUCAGGGCGGCCGUGCUCAGCCUCGUCGCCACCUCGCUUGGGAUCAUGUCCUGCAUCUUGCUCCGCCUGCCGCCGCCGGCUACGCACGCGCCGGAACAAGGCCACCGCGCGGUCGGGCUGCCGCAGUGGCCCGCGCAAGAGACGUACCCGUACCCCGCGCACGGGUACGCCCACGCAUCGGACCCCAAGUUCGCUCCUCCUGCUCCUCACGGUCAGGCGAACGAGCAAGUGUACGUGUAGUGCGUAGAUGACGUGAUGAGUAGUGAUGGUGUGAUCUCCGUAUUAUUUUUUCCUUUUGUUUUGUACGUAGGUAAUAUGUGCGUCGUGAUUACUAGUGAUGGUGUGCUCUCUGUAUUAAUUUUUUCUUUUAUUGUUAGUUUG